AUGGCGUUUGGAAAGAGACCCUACUGGGACACGUCCAACCAAGAUGCUGUCAAUGCCGUGGAGCAGGACUGCCGCCCCCCGCCCCCCCCCACGGACUGCCCGGCUGCUCUACCCCAGCUCACGCUGGACUGCUGGCAGAAGGACCGUAACAGCCAGAGUGUCAGUACCCUGGACAAGAUGAUCCAGAGCCUGGAGAGCCUCAACACGGCGGCUAUCAUCACCACCGUGCCGUCCCAGCCCCUGCUCCUCUGCUCCAUCCCAGGCUUCAUGGCCUUCACCACCGUGGGUGACUGGCUCAGCGCCAUCCAGAUGGUCCACUACAGGGACAGCUUGCUCACUGCUGGCUUCACGUCCCUCCAGCUGCUCACCCAGAUGACAUCAGAAGACCUCCUGAGAAUAGGGGUCACCUUGGCAGGUCAUCAGGAGGCGAUUCUGAACAGCAUUCUGUCUAUGAGGGUGCAGAUGAGUCAGUCACCAGUGGCAAUGGCAUGA
This is a messenger RNA of Rangifer tarandus platyrhynchus (Svalbard reindeer), 492 nucleotides long. NCBI's taxonomy places the organism in Eukaryota, Metazoa, Chordata, Mammalia, Artiodactyla, Cervidae. The record is from the annotation of a GenBank genome assembly.